Messenger RNA from Dama dama (fallow deer), 2883 nucleotides. RefSeq names its product solute carrier family 25 member 53 (gene SLC25A53). The transcript has 2 exons. The coding region runs from base 152 to 1291 and encodes 379 amino acids. NCBI's taxonomy places the organism in Eukaryota, Metazoa, Chordata, Mammalia, Artiodactyla, Cervidae. The record is from RefSeq and is a predicted model, not a curated record.
GAGCCGCCGGACGGAGCCUCUUCGCCCAGCUUUGGGUAGCUGAGUCGAGGCAGCUCGGUUCCCAAGGCAGAAGCGGCCGCCCCCGCCCACUCGCUGGGCACUCCCAGCAGCCGCCGCUUCUUUUAACCUCUGCGGGUUGAGACAAAAGAGCAUGAUGAGUCGGGCAGCCAGGCCAAUCAGCGGGGCGAGGGGGCGGCCUCCCCGCGCAGCCUCCUGCUCAGGGCCAUUGCUAGCAAAAAGGAGUAGCUGGCUGGCGGGGUCUGCAGCACACAGGCGCGGGAGCCAGUGCGGUGUCAAGUGCAGCUCGGACUCUUGGACCCUGCCGAUUGGCAUUUUACCUUUCUUCCAUCUGCACCCAGGUAUCUUCAGCAUGGGGGAACAAAACCACUCUCCCGGGAAGGAGCUUCAGCCCUGGACACGAAAAGAGGCUCCAGGAAAGAGAAGCUGGCACUCCCAUGCCUACGCCCUUGGUGCCAUUUCCAACUUUAUGUCUACUUUUCUGACCUUUCCUAUCUAUAAGGUUAUGUUCCGGCAACAGAUCCAUGCUGUGGCGGUGUCAGAGGCUGUGAGGCAACUUUGGCAUGAAGGCCCUCAAUACUUCUACCGGGGAAUCUACCCACCUCUUCUCUCCAAGACAUUGCAAGGGACUCUGCUGUUUGGGACUUACGAUAGCAUGCUGUUUUGUCUCUCCCCUGUUGGGCCACACUCCCUGGGGCACCGCUGGGCUGCGGGGCUCAUGUCUGGUGUGGUGGAGGCUGUGGCACUCAGCCCCUUUGAGAGGGUGCAAAAUGUGCUCCAAGAUGGUCGCAAGCAAGCUCGCUUUCCCAGCACCUUCAGCAUUCUCAAGGAAUUUCACUCUUAUGGGCUUUGGGGCCGGCUGUCACAGGGUUACUAUCGUGGUUUCUGGCCUGUCCUUCUCAGGAACAGCCUGGGGAGUGCUCUGUAUUUUUCCUUCAAGGAUCCCAUCCAGAAUAGCUUGGCAGAGCAGGGCCUGCCCCACUGGGUUCCUGCCUUGGUGUCUGGGAGUGUCAAUGGAACAAUCACCUGCCUAGUUCUGUAUCCUCUGAUUGUGCUGGUUGCCAAUAUGCAGUCCCACAUUGGCUGGCAGAGCAUGCCAAGCUUAUGGGCUUCUGUCCAGGAUGUGUGGGACACUCGGGGCCGAAAGGUAUUUAUGAUAUACCGGGGAGGUUCCCUGGUCAUCCUAAGGUCCAGUGUAACCUGGGGCCUCACUACUGCUAUCCAUGACUUCCUGCAGAGGAGGUAUCAUUCCAGGAAAGAGCUGAAAGACUGACUGGCUGCAGGCGGUGUAGUGUGGCCAUGGCAACUUGUCAUUCUAAGCCUUCCUGGGGUGCCUUAAAUAGCUUACUUCUUUGGUUUGGUCACCUAAUACAACUAUUCUUUAAAAUCUCAACCGUCAGUGCACUCGAGAAGGUCCCAACUACCAGCCUGUUGUGUAAAGACAAAACCCAAUAGGGUUCCUUGGUUAGAAAAAGAAAUUCACCCCAGUUUAUCCACAGCUUCAACAGGCUCAGACCCAGGAGGGCUUUAAGUAACAUGUCACCUGCAUGAAAUGUCAUUCCUUUAAGGAAUUUACUGACAUUAAGAGGAAACUCUAAAAGAUGACCUUAAUCAGGCACUGUGAGUUCUGGGACCCCUCCAGUUGUCUUCUGGGCCAAACUGAGUGGAGGACCAGGAAUUCCAAUUUCAGAGAACUAAGCUUGACUCUUGGGAUGGGGAUUCCAGAGACUUUUUCAGAUGGCUACGUUUUCAUGACACUGUUCACUACCCCUGCCACCACCACUCUCACUUUUCAAAGUUGUGGGUGCUAGUUUCAGGGUAGUGGUUGUGGCUGGAAAUCCUGAAUUAGACUUGCCUCAACUGAUCAGGUGCCACAAGAACUGGUGGGAAUGGGAAGAAGUGUGGACCCUGUAUGGAUGGAAGAAGUUUAGUUACAUGCAGAAUAGAAAAUUCUACUAUUGGUUGAUUGGUGUUACACGCUGGGACAUUUCUGAUAGCAAGGCAAUAACAUUGCCUAGUAACCACUUGAGUUUCCCUAAGAAAUCUGGAACUGAAAUGACUGUAUCUCUUCAUAAAUAAUUGCAUAUUUUAUUGCCAUGGAUAAAUAUAAUUACUGUGACAUAAGUUAAAGAUCUGAAAUUGUAGCCUGUCAUUUAAAGCCAUUCAAAAUAUGGCCCCAUAAAAUUUGUAGCAUAUUAUCACACCAUUCCCACUUACAUAGAUCCCAUGCUCUAGCCAAACUGGAGUAUUGUUCCCUCCUCAAACAUGCUACUAACUUUCCCAUAGCCAUGCUUUGGCCCACUCUAUCUUCUCCACCUGUAAUACCUGUUCUCUACAUGCCAGUCUGCCAAAAUCCUUCCAGUUCUUCAAAGCCCAGCUCAGAUGCCACCUUCUCUAAGGAGCCUCUUCUGAUUGCCCCUACUGAAUGUGAUUGCCUCUAAGUAAAUGUGACAUUAGUUUCUUGUGAUGUCUCUUUCCAAUUACACUUCAUACGUGGUACUGAUUCCAUUAUGUCACUGAGCUCAUGUGGUCCUCUGUUCUUGAUGUUCUUCAAUAUCUCCUACUAGACUGUAAAAUUUCUUAAAAGCAGGGAUUCUUGUAUAUGUUUUUAAAUCUCCCAUUGUGCCUAGGUGCUCAAUAAUGUUGGUUGAAUUAUUGAAUUGAUUAUCAAGCUGUGAUAUGGUCUUUAUACUCAGGGUGCUGUCCCUUGUACAUGAAGAUAAUGUUAUUGAUUCAUUUUCAUGAAGACAUCUGUCUUUAGGGUGUGAUUUUUGUUUUAUUAGUGGAUUAAGUUUUGUGCUAAUGAUAAUGAUUCUGAUGAUGAUGAUAAUAAUAAUACCAACAAUAAUUAAAAGUGACUUUCAA